GUGGACCUUCGUGGGGGGGUCGAGAACUUAACUACAAACAAUCAUGGUGCAUUUGCUCCAAGUCCGCCGUUCGACAGUGCACUUGAUGAUAAUCUACUGCCAAUGCGCUCUCUUCUUUUCAGUAAUGGUGGCCAAGCCCCAUUUGCACGUUUCUGAUGAUUUGGAGGACGUGGUUGACGAUGAAGAAGAUGAAGAAUGGAGGCGAUGGGGAAGGUUCAAAGCCUACCCUCCCAAGGAAGAUCCCGACACCUUGGUAGAUUUCUCUGAGAUGGGUGCAAAUGAACUCGUUCCACGAUCUCAAGGAAGAGGUUCCAUCUGCUUCGCAAAGCUUCGUGGAGACUUCGCGACGAAGGAGGUGGCUCAAGCUGUGGGCCAAAGGUGGAGCAAUAUGAUGAUGAGCGGAGGGUUAUAUCAUAAGUCGUAUGUCGUCGAUAAACACACCGUGGCUUUCACGCCUGAAGACUCAGAUAUGGUUCAUGAGAUGAAACGGUUUCUGCUGCUCCAGCCGGAGCAUUUGAACAUCAUGGUGCCUCAGACAGCGUCGUAUUUUUCCAAUGUCAUAAUUAUCCUAAUCAUCAUCACCAACAUCUUGUUGGCACUUCCAGCUCAUUCGACAUUGAAACUGGCAACGGCAUUGGUGGACCAAAGGCAUGAUGUGCAACAGCUGUCUGACGUGUCAGUCUUGCAUUCAUCCUCUCCGUUCCAGCUCAGCUCUGAUGCGCUCUCUGGUAAUUGGCAGGUAGAGGUUCCGCCUCCUCCUCCCAUUCUACCGAUCCCGACGGCAGGUCAGCUGGCAUGGCAACGACGCGAACUUUCUAUGUUUAUUCACUUUGGAUUGCAGACCUACGGGACAGGAGAUCAUGGUCGGGACCCCCCUUACCUGUUCAACCCGAGCAAUCUGAACACAACACAAUGGGUGGAGGCUGCACGUGCCGGAGGCUUUAAGACCGUGGUUCUGACAGCGAAGCAUGCAGAUGGCUUCUGUCUAUGGCCAAGCAAGUACACAAGGUACUCUGUCAAGUCCUCGCCAUGGCGAGAUGGGCAAGGUGAUGUGGUCGCGGAGCUGGUGGAUUCGGGAAAGAAGCUGGGGGUGCGAGUUGGGCUCUACGUUUGCCCGCACGAUAAUCACGAGUUUGCCUAUGGUGAUCUAGCAAGGUACAACGAGCAUUUCAUGGCUCUGCAUAGGGAGGUGAUGACCAAGUAUGGACCCAUAGCAGAAGACUGGUACGAUGGUGAUGGGGGCCAGUACCCCUACAGCUUUGGCAAGUUCUGGGCCGUUGAUCGGCAACUGCAACCAAUGACUCAGAUCUUCUCUGACGCUGGGCCUGACAUACGUUGGGUAGGGAAUGAGAGAGGAGAAGCGGGUACAACCUGUUGGUCGAUGAUUGACCGCCACCGGUUGCAUGCUGGGACUGCUGGUGCCACUGACGCCAUAGCCAAGUACCUUAACGAAGGAGACAGAGACGGACCCCAUUGGUGUCCCGCUGAGUGUGACGUGUCCAUUCGAGAAAACUGGUUCUGGACAAAGGGUGACAGGCCGAAGAACCUAAAUGAGCUUGUCGACAUAUACUUUGCCUCAGUUGGGAGAAAUUGUGUCCUGCAGCUGAAUGUGCCUCCUACUCCAGCGGGCCUUUUCGACCUCGAGGACGUCUCAGGGUUACAUCAACUUCGAGCUGUUUUGGACUUCAUUUUCUCUGAGGACUUUGCCAGGGGCAAGCCUGCAAAUGCCAGCAGUGUAUGGGGGGCUACCCGAGCCGUCACCUCGGUUGCUGGGGCAGAGGGUGCAGCGGGUGCUGCUAGUGCUGCUGUUGCAGCCUCAGCUUCAAGUCUUGAUUUCAGUGCCAGGGCCCAGAUCUCGUUCGCUGGCAAAACAAAAGCAAGCACAGUUACGGGGCUGGGUGGUAUCAAGUCCAAGCCCAUCAUUUCCCGUGUUGCAGCUGCAGUUGGCGGAGAACCAAGCUUUGCUGAAGACAUCAGCUCCAAGCCACGGAAGAUGACACCUCCCGGAAGCAACCUGUUGCUCAGCAAGGCCACCGCUUCAUCUGAUGGUAAUGCCUCUGCCACAACCUCGAGGCUCGCCAUUGGCAAUAGGCUUCGGAAGCUAUUGUUGGCUGCAACAACGGGAAGCAAACAUGCAUUGGCUGAUCGUAAGUAUAGUGUCAGUAGAAGCUUGAGAGAAUUGCCAGUGAGCAUUCGACGAAGGUUACCCAAGUCUCCCACAUCCUCAUUGUCUUCAUCCUUACCUGCAAAGAAAGUCAGGAAAAGCUCAAGGCAUCAAAGCAGACUGAAACUUCUUCAUGGAAGUGAUGAGGAGGUUGUUGAACGGCUUGUUGCGGACAUCAUGAUGGAUAAUCCAUCACCCUCUUCGACUAGUAACAGUUGUAUUAGCAGUAGCAAUUGUCUUAAUAGUGGUGGUGAUCGUGGUAAUACAGAUGCUGAUGUUGAUAGUGAUGAUGCUGAUAAUGGUGGUGGUGGUGGUAGUGAUGGUGAAGAUGAUACGAGCAAUUCAAGUGUUCAAAACGUAGCACUUAACCUCCCACGAAGAUCAUUCAAGUCACGGUCAUCAUCCCCCUUGUCAUUUGCACAAACGUCAUCUUCAGCGGCUGGCAGUCAUGGCGUAUGGAGCUCAAGGGCGACAACCGAGAGUGGCAACCCGGCCAGCAGAACAGGGAUAACAGCAGGCGGCGUGGCGCAUAACGUACCCAUAACCAUCGUUCAACGGUGGCAUUCAUUAUCCCCUUAUGGUGCUGACAAGGCUGUGGAUAACGACCUGGAAACGUAUUGGGCAGCUGAUGAGGGAGAGACCACAGGCACCCUGGAAGUCGAUCUGUGUUCACCGACCGUGUUCAAUGUGGUGCGGAUUCAAGAACCUAUACAGAUGGGUCAAAGAGUAGGAGCGUACCUGGUUCAGGCUUGGGUGGUGGACGCGACUCCAAGGAAUCAGACGGAACCGGAUGGGAGGAUCACAAAGGACGUCGGCGGCGGCGGCGGACAAUGGACGAUCGUAUCCUCCGGAACUACGAUUGGUCACAAGAAACUGGACAGAUUGACGAGUGUUGUGAACGCUACCAGGAGCAUGCUGUCAUUUGCUCACGAAGGAAGUAAGGAUGCAGAUGGAAAUCAUAGAAUCGUAUCCUAGCAGCGAUGCAUGUCAAAAGACACUCCCAAUUGACACCCUCUACUACCUACCACCAUCUCAUUCUUUAUUAGUUGUAUGCAGUUAUGCU
Chara braunii is the source of this 3227-nucleotide messenger RNA. The record is from the annotation of a GenBank genome assembly. Lineage: Eukaryota; Viridiplantae; Streptophyta; Charophyceae; Charales; Characeae.